This is a messenger RNA of Cladocopium goreaui, 4278 nucleotides long. Lineage: Eukaryota; Dinophyceae; Suessiales; Symbiodiniaceae. The record is from the annotation of a GenBank genome assembly.
GUCCAAACUCCUUCAGCUGAGCAAGCACAGGUUCAGCGGUUCGUUCCAGAGUUCUUCCCGUUCACCGGAGAGCCACCGGGCACACCGUCGCUGGGUGAACUGGGCGGCCUGAAGUCGGUGCCGGUGCCCGCCGCGAGGGGCAGGUCGAAGCACUGCCUUGGGGAGCAUGAAGAGGUCGCGCCAAGCUUGCAAGGUAUUGGUAGCGGCAACGUGGCCAAGGGCUCGAGCAAGGCACUGGGCCCAGGCCCCAGCCACGGCAGGGGGAGCAGCAGUUUGCCGAGCUGCGGGGCGGCAGCGGGGAUGAGCCCCAUGAAAGCGGGAAGCCACGAGCCCGCCACACACAGAGCAGAGGUCCAGCUGGUGCUGGGCCCGGUAGGCAGCUGGAACCUCUCCGUCAAGUGUACCAGCGGCAUGGUCUUCCAGAUGCGGCCGCAUUGCUGCGUGGGAAGUCCAACCACGCGCCCUGGGAGCACCGGCCGGGCAGUUCGGCACAGGACACAGGACCCGGCUGUCCCGGCGCGGGGCGGGAGAGCGCUCACGGGCAGGAGGGCCUCCAUCAAUGGCCAUUGGGGCUCGUUCGCUGCCGAUGGGCGUGCCAGGGGCUGGCCCAGGAUGAGCAGCCUCGCCGACGCGGACGCCAGCAUACCCACAAUGUCGGUGCAAGCGGCGGCGCCAGGUCAGUGGGGGCCGCCGCGCAAUCCAAUGAACCCGACGGCAACGCCAACGUACGACCGGAAGUGGCCUGACCCACAAGCCGGAGGGGCAGAGAGGAGCAGCACUAGACCCCCAACCGACCACAAAGGCCUUGCCCAGGGUUCUCCGUUGGCGGCGCCCGGCAAACGCCAAUCCAAGGAGGAGGUGCCUGUGCUCAUCCGCGUCGGUCGCCGGGAUGGGUGGGGGUGUCCAAAGCAGCAAGCACUCCAAGGAGGGAUGAGGUCGGGACGCCAGGCAGCGGCCAGGUCACCGCCCCCGGCCGAGGCAGCACACCAGAGGUCCUUGGACGUGGGGCUGACGACACGACGCGGGGGCGGUCACGCGGCCGCCACCUCGCAGGGGCAAGCGAGCGAGGUGCCAGCAAGAAAUCCUGAACUUUGGGGGUUCUGCCACCACUGGGCCGAGGGCGACUUCUCCUUGCAAUCCGCCAACUUCGGCGUGGGCCUACCACGGCAGGUCGUCUUCCCUCGCCGCAAGCUCUUCUUUGAGGGCUUGACGCUAUGGAGCUUUGGGAACGCACAAGAAGCCAUCGUGAACUACUACAAAGAAAGCAACGCUUUGGAGAAGUGCGUGGGGCACGGCACCUUCCACAGGCAAGAGAGGCAAUACUCGGAAGACACGGAGCAUCAUCGUUUCAACGGCAAAACCGACUGUGCCAAUUUGGCUCAGCUCUUCUCCUUCGCCAGUCCUGUGAAGUCGGGUGCUCCGCCGGGCCUCACCGUGCGGAUCAUGGGAGUGGUGAAGUCCUUUCUGCAGCUGCAAGAGCCUCGAUGGACCUUAGACCCAGAUCCUGUAGAGGGCGAGAAGUUCUACCAGGCCUUUCGCGAAGCAAGAGCACAGAAUUUGUUCCCCUUGAGCAAUGACCUCGGGCCGUUGGUGCCUAGAGAUGUUUUUGAGGCCUCCGUGGAUGUCAAAGACGUCAUGAAAGCAGCACCUGCAGGUUCGAUUGAUGAACAUACCAGGCUGGUCAGGAGGCUCUACAAGGCCAUGGAAAAACAUAUGCCAUCGAAAGAUUUCAUCAGAGAGGAACAGGAGAUGCUGCCUGGGGGUGACAUCCGAAUCAAGGGAAACGCUUGGCUUCGGAAGGACAAACAAGACAAAGAUGAAGAUGAAUAUGACGACAAACGAGGUCAUAAGCGCCCGGCACCAUCAGAUGUGGAGGACCCCGAGGAAGGCACCAGUGACGAUGAUGACAUGAGCGAAUGUGGACUUGGGAGUGAUGGAGAGAAACCAGACUCCACACCUUGUUGCAGUGAUGGAGAACCUGCCAACAAUGAUGAAGAUGGUGGGAGAAAUGAUGAGACAAGUGGAGAUGAAUCUAUGGAUAAAGAACCAAAAUUCGAUCAGGACGAAGUUGGCACAGAAGAUGGAAGUGAAGGUAACAAUGAUGACUGUGCUGGUGAAGGAGAUGAAGAAGGUGAAACUGAGAAGGGAAGUGAGGAGGUGAAAAGAUGCAGAGAAGAUGACUAUGGAAAACACGCUGAUGAGAAAAGCUGCAAGACAACCGAUGAUGACAGCAGUGACGGUGAGGAAAAAACAUCACCCAAGGCCAUCGUGAUUCCAAGUGAGGAUGAACUCUUUCCGGACAACCAGUUGGGCGACCCAACUCUCUAUCCUCCGUCAGACUGUGAAGAUGCAAAGAAACGAGGUCAAGAUGAUGAAGAUGAUGACAAAGCUUCGGACCAUGACAAGGCGAAGGAAGCUGAAGAAGAGAAGAGUUCAGAUGAGGAUGAUGGAGAGAAGGAUGAAUGCGAUGAAGCUUCAGGAUCGGAGAAGGACAAAGAAGACAAUGAGCAGGAUGAAGAUGAGGCUUCAGACGAGGAUGAGGUAGAGCAGGAUGAGAAGAAAGACCAGAGUUCAGAUGAGGAGGCUGAGAAGAGUGCAUGCCAGGCUUCAGACUCUGAGGAAGAAAAGGAAGAUGGCAAGGAAGAUGAUGACAAAGCUUCAGACCAUGACAAGGCGAAGGAAGCUGAAGAAGAGAAGAGUUCAGAUGAGGAUGAUGGAGAGAAGGAUGAAUGCGAUGAAGCUUCAGGAUCGGAGAAGGACAAAGAAGACAAUGAGCAGGAUGAAGAUGAGGCUUCAGACGAGGAUGAGGCAGAGGAGGGUGGCAAAAAAGACCAGAGUUCAGAUGAGGAGGCUGAGAAGAGUGCAUGCCAGGCUUCAGACUCUGAGGAAGAAAAGAAAGACGGCAAGGAAGAUGAUGACAAAGCUUCAGACCAUGACAAGGCGAAGGAAGCUGAAGAAGAGAAGAGUUCAGAUGAGGAUGAUGGAGAGAAGGAUGAAUGCGAUGAAGCUUCAGGAUCGGAGAAGGACAAAGAAGACAAUGAGCAGGAUGAAGAUGAGGCUUCAGACGAGGAUGAGGUAGAGCAGGAUGAGAAGAAAGACCAGAGUUCAGAUGAGGAGGCUGAGAAGAGUGCAUGCCAGGCUUCAGACUCUGAGGAAGAAAAGGAAGAUGGCAAGGAAGAUGAUGACAAAGCUUCAGACCAUGACAAGGCGAAGGAAGCUGAAGAAGAGAAGAGUUCAGAUGAGGAUGAUGGAGAGAAGGAUGAAUGCGAUGAAGCUUCAGGAUCGGAGAAGGACAAAGAAGACAAUGAGCAGGAUGAAGAUGAGGCUUCAGACGAGGAUGAGGCAGAGGAGGAUGGCAAAAAAGACCAGAGUUCAGAUGAGGAGGCUGAGAAGAGUGCAUGCCAGGCUUCAGACUCUGAGGAAGAAAAGGAAGACGGCAAGGAAGAUGAUGACAAAGCUUCAGACCAUGACAAGGCGAAGGAAGCUGAAGAAGAGAAGAGUUCAGAUGAGGAUGAUGGAGAGAAGGAUGAAUGCGAUGAAGCUUCAGGAUCGGAGGAGGACAAAGAAGAUGAUGAAGAUAAAGAUGAAGCUUCCAAAGAUGAUCAGGUGAGUGAUGGUGUGAAGGAGAUGGAGAAGGUUUCGACUGACAGUGCCAAGCUGUCUCGGCCAAGUGCCGCAGCAGUCGGAUUCUCAACAGUGGGACUGACUGACAAGCAGGUCCUUGACAAAGCUGCAAAGUUCUACAAAAAAGGGAAGAAGCUAAUGGAGAAGGAUCUCAAAGAUCUUGGUCUUCCAGGUGCAAAGGCACGUGAUGACAAAGACAGUGUGGCCACUGAUGAUAUCAGCAUCAGCAGCGAUGGUUCGACAUCGACAUCGUCAAGAAGUUCAACGUCUUCUUCUUCCAGUACCAGUUCAAGUAAAGACCAGAAAGGAAAGGAAAAAACUGAAAAGGACAGUGGGGAUGGAAAAUAUAGAAUUCGAACUGAGUUUCCAAAAAGAAAUAUUAGAAGAUGGAUGACUCCAGGACCAAGGUUUGAUGUUCCAGGGAACCUUCCAAGCAAAGAUGACAUCACACAAGAAGGUCGAAAGUUCAAACAGACGCAGAUUGACUGGAUCAAACCGCAAGCAGAUCUGUUAAAGGAGACUGAAGAGAAGAAUGCGAAGCUGGAAUCGAAAGAAGGAGCAAAGAGUGAAGAACCGAAAGGAAAAGCCAACCAUUUGGGUCUUCCUAUCCCUGCCCACCGACGUCGAACUAAGAGUUGGAGACACUUAACAUGA